Linderina pennispora is the source of this 2501-nucleotide messenger RNA. Its product is annotated as OPT oligopeptide transporter. The transcript has a single exon. The record is from RefSeq and is a predicted model, not a curated record. The coding region runs from base 168 to 2402 and encodes 744 amino acids. Gene Ontology annotation, molecular function: oligopeptide transmembrane transporter activity. Gene Ontology annotation, biological process: transmembrane transport. NCBI's taxonomy places the organism in Eukaryota, Fungi, Kickxellomycota, Kickxellomycetes, Kickxellales, Kickxellaceae.
CCGGAUGGUUCAUUACUUGGAGUCGAUUUAUACAACCACCCUUGUUAUUUUCUAUUCUCUCUAUUCUAUUCAAAUCUUUAACUUCUACUUCAAUCACCCCUUCUUUUAAUAUUACCCUUUUUCCGCUACCUGGUACUAUUUGAGAUUUCCACUCCAUAGCACCAAACAUGGCCGAGGUUCAAUAUCCGCAAUCUCACGGCUACGAGGGCGAAACCGGAGCCGCCCAGUACAACACCGCCAUUGACGAGGAGAAGUAUGUCGAGAAGGCAGCUGCUCACUUUGACGGCGAGGAGGAGGAGGAGGACUCGCCCUUUGAGAUGGUCCGCAUCGCCGUCUCCAACAAGGACGACCCCAACCUGCCGUGCCUGACAUUCCGCUCGUGGGUGCUGGGCAUUAUCUUCGCUGCUGGCCUUGCGUUCAUCAACCAGUUCUACUGGUUCCGCGAUAACCCCAUCACACUCGGCGGCUACGUCGUGCAGCUGCUGUCCUUCCCCUGUGGUUACCUGAUGGCGCUGGUGCUGCCCAAGAAGAAGUUCCGCACGUUCGGCUGGGAGUGGACACUCAACCCCGGUCCCUUCAGCAUCAAGGAGCACGUUAUUAUCUCCAUUUUCGCCGGUACCUCUGUCAGCACGACCUACGGCAUUGACGUGGUCACCAUCAAGAAGCUGUACUACCAGUCGGAUCUCGGCUUCGGUCCCUCGAUUCUCUUCAUCCUGACCUCGCAGAUCAUGGGCUACUCGUUCGCUGGCUUCUCGCGCGAGUUCCUCGUCUACCCCGCCGCCAUGAUUUGGCCUGCCAACCUGGUCAGCGUCACCCUGUUCCGUACCUUCCAUGAGAAGCAGAACUGGGGCAAGCUGUCGCGCACAAAGGUCUUCUGGAUUGCGUUCCUCGGUAGCUUCUGCUGGUACUUCCUUCCUGGUGUCAUUUUCCCGACUCUCAGCUUCCUGAGCAUCCUGUGCUUCGCUGCCCCCAACAACGUCAUUGCCAACCAGCUUGGAGAUGCGAUGCAUGGUGUGGGCAUGCUCAACUUCUCGCUCGACUGGAGUUACAUCUCGUCGGCUUACACACAGUCGCCGAUUGCCAUUCCGUGGGUCUACUGCUGCAACGUCUUUGCCGGCUUCGUCAUUAUCAUGUGGAUUGCGACCCCGAUCGGCUACUACAAGAAUGUGUGGGACACCCAGCUAAUGCCCAUCUACACAUCGCAGCUGUACACUACGGGCGGUGCCAAGUACAACAUCUCCAUGGUCAGGAACGGUGAUAUGCUUGAUGUUGAAAAGUUCAACGCGUACUCGCCGCUCCGCAUGACGUUCACGUUCGCCAUGACCUACGGUAUUGGAUUCGCUGGUCUCAUCAACCUCAUCGUCUACAUCGCCCUGCACUACGGCAAGGAGAUUGUCCAGCGCGUGCGCCAGUCGCGUUCGAUGGAGGACGAUAUCCAUGCCAAGCUGAUGCGCCGGUACCCUGAGGUCCCGCACUGGUGGUACGCUAUCACCUUCGUCAUCACCUUUGUUGUGGCUAUCAUUACCUGCCAGGUCUUCCACCUCAUGCCUUGGUACUGGGUCAUUGUCGCUACUGUCAUCCCAUUCAUCUUUACCAUCCCCAUUGGUAUCGUCCAGGCCCUCAGCAACCAACAGCCCGGCCUCAACAUCAUUACCGAGUUCAUCAUUGGUUAUGCCAGACCGGGAGACCCCAUCGCCAACGUUACCUUCAAGGUGUACGGCUACAUCACCAUGACCCAGGCCCUGUCGCUGCUCGGAGACCAGAAGCUCGGCCACUACAUGAAGGUGCCGCCUCGCGCCCUGUUCGUCGCACAGCUUGUCGGUACCAUUAUCUGUGCCUUUGUGCAGCUCGGCGUCGCCUUCUGGCUCAUCAACACUAUCGACGGGAUGUGUACCGAGAAGGGUGGCCACUUCACUUGUAUCCAGGCCAACACCUUCUUCUCGGCGUCGGUUAUCUGGGGUCUGGUUGGCCCUGAGCGCAUGUUCGGAAGCUCCUCGCCGUACCACCCUGUGCUGUACCUAUUCAUUCUCGGCCUGUUCCUCCCUAUUCCAUUCUGGCUCUACACGCGCAAGUACCCGGAUAGCUGGGUCAAGCACAUCCACACUCCUCUGCUCUUCAUCGCCUCGGGCUACAUGCCCCCUGCCCCGUCGUCGGUGUACACCAACUGGUUUAUUGGCUGCUUCUUCUUCAACUACAUCUGGCACAAGUACAGGAACUCCAGCUGGCAGCGCUAUGCCUUCGCAAUGUCUGCUGGUCUUGACUGUGGUCUUGCGAUUUCAGGUAUCGUUGUGUACUAUGCGUUCCAGAAUGUCACUCUACCGAACUGGUGGGGUAACCCAGAGGCGGGUACUCACUGCCCACUUGCCGCCCAUGGAUUCAAGGCGCUUCCUGUAGCAGCCUAGGCAGCUCUAGCCGUUGCACAUAUCGUCUAGCUUUUGUUGACAAUGCUACCUUUUUGCCAAAUAAUAUGCUCUUCUUUGGCACACUUUGGUUGAUGUUUG